CAUGUAUUGAUAGCCCUGUUUUCUUCUGCGAUGCAGUCAUCUGGAACAUCAACUACUAACGAAACAUGUACUCUUGGAUGGGAAAGCAUAGGACCAGGUUGUUACAGGCUUCCACCGUCUCUUCUAAAUAACUAUGCCUCUGCAAUUACGAUAUGUAACUCGAUAGGAGGUCAUCUAUUCGUUCCGAAUAGCUACGACGAGAUUACAGUUGCCGGUUCCUCUUACGUGCGACAAUGGCAGAAGUCGGGGUCCGAAUUUAAUACCUGGAUUGGGUGCAAAUACGAGAAAGAAGAUGAAUCAUUCGUUUGUACAGAUGGAUCGCGGCUGAACACCGACUUGUGGUAUGAUAACGUAAGAGUCGCGGAACCCGAAGAAAAACAGAUAUGUGCAACCCAGAAUGUAAUGAAUAGGUUGAUGGUGGUGACGUGUGAAGAUGACAAUUUGCUGACAAUUUGCGAAGCGGGAACUUUCCCCCGUCUUAAACAACACAGAGUUGAUUUCACACCAAGCAUCUUUGCUCCAGAUCCAGAUCGCAAGAGACGUACUCUGAUAAGUUACUGUCGCGAGGAUCACGUGAUUAAGCUAGCACCAAUGGGAGGCAAGCAACGUCAUGCCUUAGUUUGCAAAUAUAAAUGUUAUUAG
Messenger RNA from Lytechinus variegatus (green sea urchin), 642 nucleotides. RefSeq lists its product as uncharacterized. The coding region runs from base 31 to 642 and encodes 203 amino acids. The transcript has 4 exons. The record is from RefSeq and is a predicted model, not a curated record. Lineage: Eukaryota; Metazoa; Echinodermata; Echinoidea; Temnopleuroida; Toxopneustidae.